CACUGAUAGGCGGCACUGAUAGGUGACACUGAUGAUGGGUACUGAUAGACGGCACUGACUGGCAUCACUGCUGGGCACUGACUGGCGGCACUGACUGGCACAACCGCUGGGCACUGACUGGCAGCACUGCUGGGCUGCACUGGUGGGUGGCACUGGUGGGCAGCACUGGUGAGUGGGCAAAUGUGGGUGGCACUGGUGGGCACAGGUGGGUGGCACUGCUGGGCACAGGUAGGUGGCACUUCUGGGCACAGGUGGGUGCACUGCUGGGCACAGGUGGUGAUCUGCUGGGCACAGGUGGGCGGAGCUAGUGGGCGCACUGCUGGGCACAGGUGGGCGGAACUUGCGGGUGGCACUGCUGGGCACCGAUCAUCAGGGCACUGAUCGAUCUGACAGCGUGAGGAAACUGCAG
Staurois parvus is the source of this 409-nucleotide messenger RNA. The record is from the annotation of a GenBank genome assembly. Lineage: Eukaryota; Metazoa; Chordata; Amphibia; Anura; Ranidae.